Molecule: messenger RNA, 846 nt
Organism: Lodderomyces elongisporus
Lineage: Eukaryota; Fungi; Ascomycota; Pichiomycetes; Serinales; Debaryomycetaceae
Gene: CWC26
Exons: 1
Coding region: 1-846 (281 amino acids)
Biological process (GO): mRNA splicing, via spliceosome
Cellular component (GO): U2-type spliceosomal complex; RES complex
Molecular function (GO): RNA binding
Source: RefSeq, a predicted model, not a curated record
AUGUCCCGAGCGGAAUACUUGGCCAAAUAUUUAUCAGGAGGUGAUGAGAACAAGCAAAAGAAACUGAUUAAAAUAAAGCAUAAGAAACGAGAUAAGAGGCUACCUGUACCAUCAAAUAUUCGGAUCCUGAAGCUGGUUUUCCACGAACCUCCACCGCCACCACCAUCAUCAUCAACAUCUUUAUCUUCAUCAGCGGCUUUGGCGCUGGUAUCGUCACUUGACUCUGCAGAUUUGGAUACCAUCUAUGGUGACGAAGAAUCUCGGCCUGUUGUUGUAAAAAAUGUCAAGGAGAAUAAAGGAUUCAAGAGAAUUGAUAAUGGAACUCUUGUCGAGCCGUCCUCCUUAGACUCGAGCAGCAAUGCCAUUGCAAAGCAAACUUUUCAAAACAAAACAACUCCGUCUAAUCAGGCACCGGAAACAAUUUUUAGGGACUCCUCGGGUAAGAUCAUAGACAUAAAGGAGGCUCAACGAGACUUUGAAUUGAGGAAAGAGGAAGAAAGGCGACGAAAAGAAACUAUAGAAGUUCGCUCAUCAAAGCAACAACAAUUAGAACAAGAAACACGUGUCUUUAAAUCAAGCUUAGAUAAAAACUUUGAAGAUCCGGUUAGUGUUUUCCAAGAAAGUAGAAGAAUAAAAAACGAGAGCGAGGAUAUAGAAAAGUCCAAGUUUGUUUUUAAUAAAGGCAUUAAUCCGCCUAAUAGAUUCGAUAUACCAGCAGGCUAUUUCUGGGAUGGCGUAGACCGGUCCAAUGGGUUUGAAAGUUUGAUGUUGCGGAAGAUUAAUGAGCAAAGCUAUGACAAGAUGAGUUCAAAAGUUGAUCAGGAUUACGAAUUGGAUUUCGACUGA